UGUUAUCUCAUCAUCGUACUUCUCAUUGAGAUAUUCUUUGACUGCUGUCUUUAUGUCCUUUGUGAGCUGUGUGUCAUCAUCAGAGGGAUUCAGGAGCUCUGUUCUGAAGAGGUGCAGCACAGGCUUAAGGUGUGUUUGGUGUUGAUCCAGAUAAAGUGAAGUCAGUGUCAGUGAUGAAGGGAGAUUCUGUCACUUUACACACUGAUCUUAAUCAAAUACAAGAUGAUGAUGAGAUCGAGUGGACAUUUGGACCUGAACACAUUCGCAUCGCUAGAAUCAAGAGAAAGAUCGUCUCUACAUAUGAUGAUGUUCUUGGGAGAUUCAGAGGUCGACUGCAUCUGAACCAUCAGACUGGAGAUCUCACCAUCACAAACGUCACAACUGAACACGCUGGACAUUAUCAACUAAUCAUCAUAACUGGGAAGAAAACGACAAAUUAUUUCAGUGUCACAGUUUAUGCUCAUCUGCCGGUUCCUGUGAUCAUCAGAGACUCUUCUCAAUGUUCUUCAAGCUCUAAAUGUGUGUUGGUGUGUUCAGUGGUGAAUGUGACACAGGUGACUCUCUCCUGGUACAAAGGAAACAGUUUAUUGUCCUCCAUCAGUGUGUCUGAUCUCAGCAGUACUGUAUCUUUACAUCUGGAGGUGGAAUAUCAGGAGAACGACAUCUACAGCUGUGUGAUCAACAAUCCCAUCAGAAACCAGACUAAACAUCUCAACAUUACUGAAGUCUAUCAGACGUGUUCAGGUGAUUGUGUUCACUGUUGUGCUUUCACUGAAGCUGUGAUCCGAUUGGUCCUCUCUGCUCUGGUGGGCGUGGCUGCUGUUGCUGUACUAGUUUAUGACAUCACAUCCAGAAGAGAAGUGACAUCACCAUCAUGAAGUGUCAAAACACAUGAAUAUUAAUUAGGAUAUGUGCAGACAAUGCCAAAUAAUAUUUUACUGCUUUUGAGUUUAUCGUCACUCUUGAUGAUGAAUUUAAAUGCUCCAAUAAAUAUUUCACAUUUUCAAUAAUAAAAUGUUUUUUCCUUGGAUAUAUUUUGACCAAUUUGUAUGUACAGUAUUACAUCCCCCAAAAAUGUAUUUUUUUUUACUGUAUGGUU
This is a messenger RNA of Xyrauchen texanus (razorback sucker), 1099 nucleotides long. RefSeq lists its product as uncharacterized. The coding region runs from base 174 to 878 and encodes 234 amino acids. The transcript is spliced from 4 exons. NCBI's taxonomy places the organism in Eukaryota, Metazoa, Chordata, Actinopteri, Cypriniformes, Catostomidae. The record is from RefSeq and is a predicted model, not a curated record.